Messenger RNA from Ornithorhynchus anatinus (platypus), 2045 nucleotides. RefSeq names its product solute carrier family 5 member 9 (gene SLC5A9). NCBI's taxonomy places the organism in Eukaryota, Metazoa, Chordata, Mammalia, Monotremata, Ornithorhynchidae. The record is from RefSeq and is a predicted model, not a curated record. Gene Ontology annotation, biological process: transmembrane transport. Gene Ontology annotation, molecular function: D-glucose:sodium symporter activity. Bases 93 to 2045 code for a protein of 650 amino acids. The transcript has 14 exons. Gene Ontology annotation, cellular component: plasma membrane.
CACCUCAAAGUCCAGUUUGACAGGCCGCCCGCCGGAACACCGAGCACCCGGCCCACCCAGAUCCUGGAGUCCGGAGCCCAGACGCCCGCACGAUGAGCUGGGGACCAGCGGGCAGGGUGGCGGAGCCCCCGGCCGCUCCACAGGGGCCCAAGGCCAUCCUGGGCGUCUACGACAUCGUAGUGGUUGUCGUCUAUUUCAUCUUCGUCCUCGGCGUUGGCGUCUGGUCGUCUCUGCGGGCCAGCCGGGGGACCGUCGGGGGCUACUUUCUGGCUGGCAGAUCCAUGACCUGGUGGCCCAUCGGAGCAUCCCUGAUGUCCAGUAAUGUGGGCAGCGGCUUGUUCAUCGGCCUGGCGGGCACUGGGGCUGCAGGGGGCAUCGCUGUCGGUGGCUUCGAGUGGAACGCCACGUGGUUGCUGCUGGCGCUCGGCUGGAUAUUCGUGCCAGUCUACAUCGCCGCGGGCGUGGUCACGAUGCCCGAGUACCUGAGAAAGCGGUUCGGGGGCCACAGGAUCCAGAUCUACAUGUCCGUCCUGUCCCUCGCGCUCUACAUCUUCACCAAGAUCUCCACGGACAUUUUCUCCGGAGCCCUGUUCAUCCAGGUGUCCCUGGGCUGGGACCUGUACCUGUCCACAGUCAUCCUACUGGUGGUGACCGCCGUCUACACUGUGGCCGGAGGGCUGACCGCGGUCAUCUACACCGACGCCCUGCAGACGGUCAUCAUGGUGGGAGGAGCCCUCGUUCUCACCUUUCUGGGAUUCCGUGAGGUGGGCGGGUAUCCCGGGCUCCAGGAAAGGUACAGGAUGGCGGUCCCCAACGUGACGGUCCCCAACACCACCUGCCACGUGCCCCGCCCGGACGCCUUCCACAUGCUGCGGGACCCCCUCCACGCCGACAUCCCCUGGCCGGGCCUCAUCUUCGGGCUCAGCGUGCUGGCCACCUGGUGCUGGUGCACUGACCAGGUCAUCGUCCAGAGGUCGCUGUCUGCCAAGAACCUCUCUCACGCCAAGGGUGGCUCGGUGCUGGGAGGCUACUUGAAGAUCCUGCCCAUGUUCUUUAUCGUCAUGCCGGGCAUGAUCAGCCGGGCCCUCUACCCAGACGAGGUGGGCUGCGUGGACCCCGAGAUCUGCGCCGAGGUCUGCGGCGCCCGCGUCGGCUGCUCCAACGUGGCCUACCCCAAGUUGGUCAUGGGACUCAUGCCCACCGGUCUCCGGGGGCUGAUGGUGGCGGUGAUCAUGGCGGCGCUGAUGAGCUCGCUCACCUCCAUCUUCAACAGCAGCGCGACGCUCUUCGCCAUCGACAUCUGGCAGCAUUGCCGCCGUCGCCGGGCCUCCGAGCGGGAGCUGAUGAUCGUGGGCAGGGUGUUCGUGCUGGUCCUGGUGGUGGUCAGCAUCCUCUGGAUUCCCAUCAUACAGAGCGCCAACAGCGGACAGCUCUUCGACUACAUCCAGUCCAUCACCAGCUACCUGGCACCGCCCAUCACGGCCCUCUUCCUCCUGGCCAUCUUCUCCACCAGGGUCACUGAGCCGGGAGCGUUCUGGGGCCUCAUGUCCGGGCUGGCGGCCGGCCUGAUCCGCAUGGUUCUGGAGUUCUCGUACCCGGUGCCCGCCUGCGGGGAGGAGGACGUCCGGCCGGCCGUGCUCAGGGACGUCCAUUAUCUGUACUUCGCCCUGCUCCUCUGCGCCCUCACGGCCAUCGUGAUCGUCGCCAUCAGCCUCUGCACCCCGCCCAUCCCAGAGGAAAAGCUGGCCCGCCUGACGUGGUGGACGCGGCACCGCCCAGUUCCCGCCGCCGAGCCGGAGAGCUACGGACCCGGCGGACCCUCGACAGGCGACCCCCACGUCGGGGCCGGGGAGGACGGGACCGAGGGAGACGGCGGGCGGAGACCGGCGGCGGGAGCGGGCCCGCGGCCGGACCCGGCGGCGAAGGCGGAGCUGGCCGAGAGACUCACCAGCAUCGAGGAGCGGCCGCCGUGGAGGGUGGUGUGCAACAUCCAGGCCGUGAUCCUGCUGGCCAUCAACGUCUUCCUCUGGGGAUACUUUGCCUGA